GUAUCUCUGAGCGCGCGGCUCUCUGUAACUGCAAGCGAGCACAGAACGAGGGUAAAACAUCCUCACACAAGACCGUGAAAAAGCGACAUUUAGCGGCGUGGACCAAACACAUAGAGCCUGUUGGGAAUGUAAUGUGGAUUAUUACGCUUUGGGAUAUUUUUACGAAAACUGAGCUAUUGUGUGCUAGACGGGGCAGAGUAACAGUAUGGACUACAUUACCCACAAGGCAUCAUGCAGUCGGCGCUGGUUUCCCUAAAUACAGAAAGAGUCCGACCUGGAGGACCUGUCUGGAUGAUUAAAGUCUGAGGAGAUACCAGAAGAAAACAGCACCUCAGCAGACACACAGCACCUCAUCUGCUCGUCUCCUCAAGUCGAUCCAUUCCAGGAAACGUGGAAGAAGUACUUUAAUUUUCGCCUGACAGAGAUUGGAUUGUUGUGCAAUGUCAUUGGCCUUAUGACUGUUAUUUAAGACUGUUCUCCUCCUAGCUCCUUCUCCUCUUUUAGGAUAUUUUUUGUUUGUCGCUGCGUUGACGAUCUCACCUCUUCUUUAGUAUCUCUGGGCAUACUGUGGGAUGUACUUUGGAUAUACUGACCUUUGAACCAAAGCAAAUUCAAUGAUUUCCUUCUGUUCAGGAUAAUAAACCCAAAUCUCCAGCACUUUUACAAUGAAUUUCUUCAGAUUCCCAGUCCAGUUGCAGCUGCUGAUCAGUACUGUUCUUGGGCCCUGCUUGGGCCUGGAGUUUACAGGGUCGCAAGGCCAGUGGGCACGCUAUCUACGCUGGGACGCCAGCACCAGAAGUGACCUCAGCUUCCAGUUCAAAACAGACGUGUCCACCGCCUUAAUCCUGUACUUUGACGAUGGUGGCUUCUGCGACUUCCUGCAACUCAUGGUGGUCGAAGGGAAGCUCCAGUUGCAGUUCGGCAUCGACUGCGCCGAGACCACAGUCGUAUCGGACAAGCGAGUCAAUGACAGCAGCUGGCAUUCUGCCACCCUGAGCAGGUACAACCUGAGAACUGUGCUGGUUCUGGACGGAGUGAGCAAAUCGGGCGAGGUGCGGCCACAGAGGCAGUACAUGAAGAUCGUUAGUGACCUCUACCUGGGCGGAGUCCCUCAAGAUAUUCGUAUUUCUGUGCUCACUCUCCCGACAGUGAAGGAUCUUCCGCUGUUUAAGGGAAUUAUCAGGGAACUGAAGUACAAUAACAAGGAACCUAUUCUGCUAAGCAGCCAGAGGGUCCGCAUGGACAUAGAGGGGAUCUGCAUGGAGAACCCAUGCGAGAAUGGAGGAACGUGCUCAGUUGUGGAUGGGGAACCGCUUUGUGAUUGUUCUAAGACGGAAUACGUUGGCCGAUUCUGCAACGAAGAGGCCAACAGCAUCCCAGGAUUUGCACACAUGAUGAUGGCGGAUCAAGCCAAGGGCAAAGCGCGAGAAGAGAACGUGGCCACAUUCAGAGGUUCCGAGUACUUCUGCUACGACUUGUCUCAGAAUCCCAUCCAGAGCAGCAGCGAUGAAAUCACAUUGUCCUUCAAGACCUGGCAAAGAAAUGGCCUUAUCCUUCACACGGGCAAGUCAGCAGACUACGUCAACCUUGCCCUGAAAGAUGGGGCUGUUUCGUUGGUCAUCAACUUGGGUUCCGGAGCCUUCGAGGCCAUUGUCGAGCCGGUCAAUGGCAAAUUCAACGACAAUGCCUGGCAUGACGUGAAAGUCACACGCAACCUCAGACAGCAUUCAGGUAUUGGACACGCUAUGGUGACAAUAUCUGUGGACGGCAUCCUGACUACAACAGGCUAUACGCAGGAGGACUACACAAUGCUGGGAUCAGAUGAUUUCUUCUACGUCGGAGGAAGUCCAAGCACAGCAGACUUACCUGGGUCGCCCGUCAGCAACAACUUUAUGGGUUGCCUGAAAGAGGUUGUUUACAAAAACAAUGACAUCCGGCUGGAGCUCUCCCGGCUCGCCCGCAUCGUGGAUCCCAAAAUGAAGAUCCAGGGAGAUGUGGUGUUCAAGUGCGAGAACGUGGCCACCCUGGACCCCAUCUCGUUCGAGACACCCGAGGCCUACAUCAGCCUACCCAAGUGGAACACCAAACGCAUGGGCUCCAUCUCCUUCGACUUCCGUACCACCGAACCAAACGGUCUUAUUCUCUUCACCCACGGGAAGCCACAGGAAAGAAAGGACGCCCGUAGCCAAAAGAACACAAAAGUGGACUUUUUUGCAGUAGAGCUUCUGGAUGGAAGUUUGUACCUGCUGCUGGACAUGGGCUCUGGGACUAUCAAAGUGAAAGCCACACAGAACAAGGUGAACGAUGGGGCCUGGUAUCAUGUGGACAUCCAACGAGACGGAAGAUCAGGCACCAUAUCUGUUAACAGCCGUCGCACUCCGUUCACCGCCAGUGGCGAAAAUGAGAUCCUGGACCUGGAGGGGGACAUGUACCUGGGCGGCCUCCCCGAUAACCGGGCCGGCCUUAUCCUUCCCACUGAACUGUGGACUGCCAUGCUAAACUACGGCUAUGUGGGAUGCAUUCGGGACCUGUUCAUUGACGGUCGCAGUAAGGACAUCAGGCAGAUCGCUGAGGACCAGAACGGUGCAGGCAUCAAACCUUCCUGCAACAAGAUGCCAGGCAAACAGUGCGACAGCUAUCCGUGCAAGAACAAAGGGGUGUGCAAAGAAGGAUGGAAUCGCUUUAUCUGUGACUGCACAGGCACCGGUUACUGGUCCCGCACAUGUGAGAGGGAAUAAAACAGAGAGGCGGG
This is a messenger RNA of Sinocyclocheilus rhinocerous, 2752 nucleotides long. RefSeq names its product neurexin-3a-like. The record is from RefSeq and is a predicted model, not a curated record. Bases 666 to 2738 code for a protein of 690 amino acids. The transcript has 11 exons. Lineage: Eukaryota; Metazoa; Chordata; Actinopteri; Cypriniformes; Cyprinidae.